Molecule: messenger RNA, 998 nt
Organism: Paramuricea clavata
Lineage: Eukaryota; Metazoa; Cnidaria; Anthozoa; Malacalcyonacea; Plexauridae
Source: the annotation of a GenBank genome assembly
AUGAACGUCUUGGGUUACUGUGCCCUCGGCCACAGGUUAACCCAAGACAUUCAUUUCGUUUCGCAUACACUUCUCCUUGCUGAGGACAAGGUUCCUGGCCCUGAGGACAAGGUUCCUGACGCUGAGGACAAGGUUCCUGGCGCUGAGGACAAGGCUCCUGGCGCUGAGGACAAGGUUCCUGACGCUGAGGACAAGGUUCCUGGCGCUGAGGACAUUUUUCAUUAAAAAUAGAUACAUGAACGUCUUGGGUUACCUGUGCCCUGGGCCACAGGUAACCCAAGACAUUCAUUUCGUUUCGCAUACACUUCGCCUUGCUGAGGACAAGGUUCCUGACGGUGAGGACAAGGUUGCUGGCGCUGAGGACAAGGUUCCUGACGCUGAGGACAAGGUUCCUGGCGCUGAGGACAUUUUUCAUUAAAAAUAGAUAAAUGAACGUCUUGCGCUACUGUGCCCUGGGCCACAGGUAACCCAAGACAUUCAUUUCGUUUCGGAUACACUUCGCCUUGCUGAGGACAAGGUUCCUGACGGUGAGGACAAGGCUCCUGGCGCUGAGGACAAGGUUCCUGACGCAGAGGACAAGGUUCCUGACGCUGAGGACAAGGUUCCUGACGCUGAGGACAAGGUUCCUGAAGCUGAGGACAAGGUUCCUGACGCUGAGGACAAGGUUGCUGGCGCUGAGGACAAGGUUCCUGACGCUGAGGACAAGGUUCCUGGCGCUGAGGACAUUUUUCAUUAAAAAUAGAUAAAUGAACGUCUUGCGCUAUCUGUGCCCUGGGCCACAGGUAACCCAAGACAUUCAUUUCGUUUCGGAUACACUUCGCCUUGCUGAGGACAAGGUUCCUGACGGUGAGGACAAGGCUCCUGGCGCUGAGGACAAGGUUCCUGACGCAGAGGACAAGGUUCCUGACGCUGAGGACAAGGUUCCUGACGCUGAGGACAAGGUUCCUGACGCUGAGGACAAGGUUCCUGAUGCUGAGGACAUUUUUCAUUUAAAAUAG